AUGGACGACAACUCGGACGUAUCGACUGGCGACCAUCCUCAGGUAUCAUGGAUCAAGGUGGAAAUAACGGCGACGCGAGAACUCGAGAUUCCAGUCGAGAAUGGCCUCCUUCUUACCCCUGACGCUGUCCAAAACUUGAUCAUCAACGAUCUCCCAGACCGUGGACUUGCUCUAAGCAACCUGCGAGUGGCCUCCCUUCCUGAAGACUACGAAAAUGCAGGCGAUCUUCAGGUCGGUUCAGAGCUGAUUACAGAUGAGUUGAAGGCGAAGGUGGCUUUCCGCAUGGUAACAGACAGAUCACCGCCCGCGCCGACUUGUGAAUCUGUGUAUGAUACCGACGACGAGGACGUUGCGACUGCUGGUAUUUCCACCGAUCUGCAAGCCAUCAUCGACAAACUCCGCGAGAAACAUGCGGUCCAGGUUGCGGCAGGCGCCAAGGGUCAACCUAACGCGCGUGCUCAUCGCGCCGCUGCACGCAACACGGCAAGAAAGGUUGAAGAGCUCAUGAGAGUCAACGACCUCGAGCCGAACAAUUUCCCCCUCGAGCCGGACAAUGUCACCCUCAAGUCGAACACAGCAGGAAAUCGAGUCAAGAAGCCGCGCGCCAGCAGCCAGAAGAGACAUGCAAAGCAAGCGAAACACGCAGAGCAGGUCAAACAGGAGUCAAAGAGAGCACCCGGGGGAGGGCCACGAGACAAGGCAAAGGCCGUGCACAUCCAUCGACUGCAUAACUUCACGCAACGCAAGGGAAAGGACGGAAUCGCAGCGCAGCUGGAGACAUUCGGACGCAAUGAGGAUUUCCGCACCCAGAAGCGGUUGGAGAAGGCUGCAGAGAGACGCUGGAGGGGCAAGGGAAGUGGACUCAACGAGGACAAGAAGGUCGACUUGAUCUCCGAGCAACUCGAGAAAAUGUUGGAGACGGAAGGCAAGCAGGCGGACAAGAAGAUGAGCCUGGUCGACAAGGAAGCCCAUGAUAUGGAGGUGUAA
Molecule: messenger RNA, 987 nt
Organism: Cladophialophora carrionii CBS 160.54
Lineage: Eukaryota; Fungi; Ascomycota; Eurotiomycetes; Chaetothyriales; Herpotrichiellaceae
Exons: 3
Coding region: 1-987 (328 amino acids)
Source: RefSeq, a predicted model, not a curated record